Molecule: messenger RNA, 1446 nt
Organism: Hyaena hyaena (striped hyena)
Lineage: Eukaryota; Metazoa; Chordata; Mammalia; Carnivora; Hyaenidae
Gene: NAA11
Product: N-alpha-acetyltransferase 11, NatA catalytic subunit
Exons: 2
Coding region: 145-831 (228 amino acids)
Biological process (GO): N-terminal peptidyl-glutamic acid acetylation
Cellular component (GO): NatA complex
Molecular function (GO): protein N-terminal-serine acetyltransferase activity; protein-N-terminal-glutamate acetyltransferase activity
Source: RefSeq, a predicted model, not a curated record
CUGACGGCCGGCGUCCACGUCGUCCAGCCCUACGACUUCGGCUCCCUGGACUCAAGUCCUCGAGGCAAAAAGCGACUCUUGCGCUUGGUGGCAGCCCCUUUUCGGUCGCCACCAUCCGACUCCCUUUUGCUACCCACCGCCAUUAUGAACAUCCGCAAUGCUCGGCCAGACGACCUGAUUAACAUGCAACACUGCAACCUUCUUUGCCUUCCCGAGAACUACCAGAUGAAAUACUAUUUCUACCAUGGCCUUUCCUGGCCCCAGCUUUCUUACAUUGCUGAGGACGAGGACGGGAAGAUUGUGGGCUACGUCCUGGCCAAAAUGGAGGAGGACCCAGAUGAUGUCCCGCAUGGACAUAUCACCUCACUGGCCGUGAAGCGUUCUCACCGGCGCCUCGGCCUGGCUCAGAAGCUGAUGGACCAGGCCUCCCGGGCCAUGAUCGAGAAUUUUAGUGCCAAGUACGUGUCCCUGCACGUCAGGAAGAGUAACCGAGCAGCCUUGCACCUCUAUUCUAACACGCUCAACUUUCAGGUUAGUGAGGUGGAACCCAAAUACUACGCAGACGGGGAAGACGCUUAUGCUAUGAAGCGAGAUCUCUCGCACAUGGCCAGUGAGCUGAGAAGGCAGCUGGAGCUGAAGAAGGGCAGGUAUGUGGUGUUGGGGUCCAGGGAAACCCAGGAAUCCCAGGGAGGCACACUUCCUUGUUCCGAAAAGGAUGCUCAGAAGAACCCGGCUCCUGACGAUAGUGGCAAUGACAGCAAGGAACCCAGCGAGUCCGCGGAGAGCACCGAUGCCCCGAACAGCUCAGAAGAUUCAGAGUCUACCUUCUAGAACCUGUUAAAGCAUUGCAAUUCCUGGUGUCUCAGCCACGCCUGCCCUCUGAGCCCUGGCUUAGCCCGCGUGCUCUGCAGCACCUUUUCUGGGGUCAUCUCAAGUGACCCCAAUGCCUUCUCACUCCCAACAACAACCUCCCACAUACCCUACUGGGAUUAUAAAGGAACACCUGGAUUCAAGAGCCUUCUGCACAAGAGCGAAGAAAAUUUGAGGCCAGCCGUCACAGAACCUUCUUUGGCCCACUCACACCAGGCCGCAUUUCACUCUGUUUGUGUAGUCCCGUGUUGGCUGUGGUCGUCUGGCAAGGUUGCCUCCUCCCGGAAUGCUCAACGGGAAGCCCCUCUGCUUUCAGUUUGUGGUGUUAUUUAUCUGGGUUCUCAUCUUUGAGGGGUAGUCAGGACCAUCAAGUCAGACCCACCUCGGGCCACUUUCCUCUCCUUUCUUCCUCUUUUCUGGAAGAAGUAUUCUAUUUUACCCCCUUUUCUCUGGGAACUCAUCCUCUGUCAUUCUCUUUCCCAGUGGAAGAAAGUCAUGAGUCAGGGCUUCUAUGAUAUAACCAGAACUUGGAGAUUUUAAGAAAAAGAUAACCAGUCAUUAAAUUGUAAUAUCUGA